Styela clava is the source of this 1855-nucleotide messenger RNA. RefSeq lists its product as uncharacterized. NCBI's taxonomy places the organism in Eukaryota, Metazoa, Chordata, Ascidiacea, Stolidobranchia, Styelidae. The record is from RefSeq and is a predicted model, not a curated record.
CAAUACUAUUUUGCAACCCAAUUAUUAAUCAAGUAUAUAUAAUAAUUUUUGCAAAAAAAAAAACGAUGCUCACUGCGUUCUUAGUGCUUUGCUUUUUUCUUAGGAUAAAAGGCCAGCCUGUGCCUAGUUUGCAGCCAGAUGCAUGUGAUAAAACUGCAGAGGGCGACUCGAGAAAUGAACUUGCCUUCGUGUGUCCUCCAGGUUGCCACAUUGGGAAUGUCCUCGGUGUUUAUGGAACAGCGCAAUAUACAAUCGAUUCACUUAUUUGCGCCGCUGCUAUUCAUGAUGGUAGAAUUACAGACACUGGAGGGAUCGUCAUAGUAAACAAAGUUGGAUCAGUUUCAACAUUUACUGGAUCGACAGCCAACCUGGUGACAACACAGACAUAUGGUAGCAGUUAUAAUGCGUUUAGCUUUCUGGAUCCUUCGGCUGUUCCAGCAAGUUGUUUUUUUAGUGUAGAAGAUUAUGAACCCAACGUGUUUGUUCAUAAUUGUGGAAAUGAUUGUGAAAGUCAUUCUGACGAUGUUUGGGGGACCUCUGAAUACACAAGGGAUUCACAAAUUUGUGCUGCAGCUGUACUGGAUGGUCAAGUCCCGCCCACAUCUACUUCAGAUACCCAAGUGAUUGUUAUAAAAACACGAGGACUCGGAACCUACCCUGCAGAUACAGCCAAUGGCAUCACAUCACAACUGUGGGAUGCAUUUUAUCCUGGUUUCCAGUUUGCCACUACUAUACCGAUGGAUUGCAUAUUGACAUUUGGAGAUUUAGGCAUCACAACGACAGUAACAGAUUUUUUAUGUCCGUCUGAUUGCGACCAACACAACUAUAAUGAUAUUAAAGGUACAGGAGAAUACACCGAGGAUUCGCAAGUAUGCAUAGCAGCAAUACACAAAGGACAAAUCGAAGCCGCCACUGGAGGUCGAGUACUUCUCAGGAAACUGGUGGGACCGCCCAACGCAUUUAUAGGAAGCACUAACAAUGGUGUGACUACGAUUAGCUCGGGAUCUGGCGAUGGGUUUACUUUUGAUGAUUGUGUGAACGGAGUCGUCAGUUCUUCUCCUAGCCUUUGUGCCUGCAAUGCAAAUUGGUAUGAGGCGGCAUGUGACACAUAUUGUCUUCAUGGAAAUUAUUCCGCCGGCACUUGUACGUGUGACUCUGGAUAUGUUGGGCCUAUGUGCAACCGAGCUUGUUGAUGACAGAUCAUCAAUUUAAAGAGAUAUAUCUACAUGGCUUUCGAAGAAGAAAUGAUAUAUAAUCGUGUAACUUAUAUAUAUUAUAUUGGGAUUUGAAUAACAAUCUAUGGUCGCCAGAGCAUUAUUAGACACGAGAUGUACCUUUUAAUUGCAUUGGUGAAAUGUUGUUGAUGUUGUUGUUGAGAUUUUUGUCGGGGCCGUGCAUAAUCUAUUUUCUCUUCAACUAAUAGGGCAAUCGAUUUCAGGUUGUUACUAUUUAAAACAGAAGAAGUCACGGAAGGCAUUACUUUUUUCGAAUAUUUUGUGAGUCCAACGGGACCGCUACUUAUCUCUAGAUUUUGCGUUUUCUUCUUUCAAUUUACUGACUUACCUUCAUAUGACGUUCGGUACAACACCAUUCCAUAAACAUUUUCUGAAGAAUUUCUUCAGCUUUCUGAUAGUCAUUUGAAUUCGUGUCCCAUAGAUAUACUAAAGCAUCGAUCCCUUGCAUUACGUAAAAAUAUAUUUGCGUUCAAUUUUAUCAAAGCUAUGAAAAAUAACUUUUAUUUGAAAAAUGUUCCCAUAAAAUCGCCUCAAAAAACUUUUUCAAAAAAAUGUAUACGAUAAGCUGUAGUGAUGAGUUUAAUUAAAAUGUAGUUAUGUUAUAUAUAUUACCUCUGUGG